This is a messenger RNA of Bombus impatiens (common eastern bumble bee), 2570 nucleotides long. RefSeq lists its product as uncharacterized. The transcript has 9 exons. Bases 374 to 2428 code for a protein of 684 amino acids. NCBI's taxonomy places the organism in Eukaryota, Metazoa, Arthropoda, Insecta, Hymenoptera, Apidae. The record is from RefSeq and is a predicted model, not a curated record.
GUGAACUCGAGCGUGUGGUAGAGGUGUAGUGCAGCAGCAGCAGCAAUAGCAGCAACAGCAGCAGCUCGUCUCGCGAAUCAACAUCGUCUCUACUAGCGCUCGUUCCUCGAGGAAAGAUAAAAGCGUGGCAGUAUGGCAUCCUGGAGAACAUACACGGAGGAAGCGCGGAUCUAACAACGAAGAAAGACGCGAUGCCGAUCGUAGCCGGUUCGCGAUGACCUCUACAUUUCCGUUCGACUCGUACGUGACUGAGUCCCUCGAUCAGCCGUGAUUCGACGAAACGCGCGCGUCGCGACGCGGUGCUUUUCCGAGUGUGAUCGUGGCGACAGCUGGGACCGAAGAGGAAUCGCGGCUUGAACCACGAGGGCUAACCAUGGCUACUCUGGCGGGCAGCUCGUCGUCGGGCCUCACCAGGCCACCGACAAUGCUGGAGCAGCUUCUCGAGGAGAUCAACUUCCAGAGGACCAAGGAGCUCAGGCAGAUGCUCAAAGAUGACUCGGGUUUCGUGAUACUUCAAGGUACAACCUACUGGACGGACCUGUUUGUCAGGCACUUCCUCUUCCAGGCGGAGCAUACGAUCGACGGCGACGAUCUCCUUUUCUUCGUGCGCAAAAAACACGUGAAAACAUCGUCGAGAUACUUACCAAAGUUCGAAACGGAGGUGGACGUGUUCCGGAAAGACAGCAAAAAGUUACCAAUCGGCGAUCCCGACAUCGAUUGGGAAGAAACCGUGUACCUGAACCUAGUCGUGCACCAGUUCGACUACACGCUAACGUUAGCGAUUUGCACAAGGACGAGUCCCAAGGAAUUGCAAGUAUUACGAAGACACUCGCAAAAGGUUUACGCAAGCCCGAGUCGGCGGCGAAUGGACGCGAAAGGAGAUCUCGAAGAGAUGACGUACCCGCAUAUAUGUUUCAUGGUGGACAAUUUCGACGAAGUUUUCUGUGAUAUUCUAGUCAGGGAUGGGGAGAUGGUAUGCGUGGAAUUGGUUGCGUCCGACAGAGAGGGCGCCAUUCAAGGUGUCAUUUUUCUCGGGUCUAUCAGAUACGACGCUUUGAAGAAAGUAUAUGACGCAAGAUCCAGUCUCAGUACCAAAAUGGCGCAGCGUAUGACCUUUGGCUUGUUUUCUGGCGCGGCUUCCCAACGAAUAGAAUUCGUUCGAAUGAAGGGACCUCGUGGCAAGGGGCACGCGGAAAUGGCUGUGACGAAGCCAAAGGGUUCAGGAGCGGAGACACCAACUUCGGAACCUGGCUACUGUGCCACGGAUUCCCUCUGGGACGCUGAUUGGGACGACGCCGAGGAAUUAUUUAUGUAUCGACAUCAACGAAGGCUAUCCGACCCAAGCGCCAAUUUGAAUAAUUUCGUCCGGGGUGGUUGGAGAACGAAACCAGACACAGCUGCAACGAAAGCCAGGUCAGAGAACGAGGGUCUGGACUCAAUGGCCAAUGGACUGAACGAAAUCGAAGCUGGAGACGUUCGAGACGCCGACCUACAGGAUAGCAGCUGGGGCGGCCGGGGCUCACCAGGAAAUCACAGGAGUCCUCAAGUCAGGCGACGAAGAUCCCCUUUCCUUUCUGGCAGGCAACAACGUCCCAAGCAAAAGCAACGUAACUCGUGGGAACGUACCGAAAAUGAGAACUCGUCGAAUCACAAGGAGGCCUAUCACGAAACACACGGCCUCCGCAACCACCAACACAACCAUAUCGAAGUGGGUAGCGAGAUACUCGUGCCAGCGGCAGCUUGUUUGACUGACGACAACGUGAGACAGAAGCUGGACGCGGGCGCGAUUCUGGUGCAUGGCAAGGAGGAACUACCGUACGAGGAGGACAAUAACCGCAAACGAAGGCCAUACAGCACCGGUCAGAUUAAUCACGAGCGGAUCAACAACUUGGAGAACGACGAGGAGCAUCGACGACUCAGCGACGACGAAGUGGUCAGGGUACGUCGGACCGAUGGUCGCCGGCGUCUUCGUUCGGCUGGCUCGGAUCACGAAGAAUACUACACCGGCCGGAACAAGAACAAAAACGACGAGCAGAUGAGAGAUAAAAACGCGAACGCCCGUAUUACAAGAGGCAACCUGACCACGCACAGACAGAGCGCCACUCUGCCUAGAAGGAGGCGAAGACGAGCAUUGUCCGGCAGCUUCGCAGGCAACCCUCUUCCGCCGCAUCGAGUCACACCAGACGGCACAGCUAUCUACUAUUGGUGCGAGCUCCCGCGCCGCCCCGGCUCACAGGAGUUGGACGACGGCGCUUACAACCCUCUGUGGACGAUGCGAGGAUUCACACAGACCUUCCAUUUCUGGAAAGAGACCAGACGGGCCCAAUCCGUUCCCUUGAACGCGUUUCUUACUUAUAUUACCCUGCCAUGGUGGAGCAUUGCCAAAGAUAUUCUUGAUCAUCGAGAAGGACCUAUUCUGACGUUCUAGCCAACACGAGGACGUCCCAUUUUCAUUUCGAACAAAUUUCCUUUUCCCAUUUCGCUCCCCACUUUAUACACACUUGGAUAGAACUGUGGCCCGACAAGAUCGAAGUGUAUAGAUUAAGGAAUAAACGAGAUACUAUUUAUAA